UUUAAAAAAAUUGCAAAAAUAUAAGAAAGAUCGAUUGGCAAGAUUGUAAAAUAUUUAAACAUAUUAGGUGUUUAAUAAUUGUAACGAAAUCUAGGCAAAUAUAUGAAUAAACUAGUGUUCCUCUGAUUUCUAUGUCGUAAUAUAUAACACGAAUUGAAAAUGCAGCAGCCUUUUAUUAACUCAAAAGAUGAUAUUCAAAUAGAUCUGAAUCAAGUUAGAAUAGAUAUUAUUCAGGGUAUACGUGAAUGUAGCGACCGUGGGCUAACGCAAACAGUUAAAUGGUUAUCAGAAUUAAAUUACGCUCUAAGGGAUCAUAAUAUAAAUAACAUGCAACCAAAUUACGACGAUGGCAUACUCCCAGAUGAGCGGGAGACUUAUUUGUUAGCGAAAAGCUAUUUCGAUUGUCAAGAGUAUGAUAGAGCUGCGCACUUUUUGGAAAACAGUAACAGUCCCAAAUGUGUAUUUUUAUUCAGAUACUCUCAAUACAUGUCCAGUGAGAAGAAAAGACUUGAUAAUUCUACUGAUAUAGGUCCAGACAAUUCAGAAUCAACACAAGUAUUGUUAGAUUUACUAUCUUUUUUCAAGGCAAAUCAUAAUAGUUUAGAUGGAUACUUACUUUACUUAGAAGGUGUUAUUUUAAAGAAAUUGGAUCUUAGAAGUCAAGCAGUGUCAGUUUUACAAUCUGCGGUUGCUGCGGUGCCAACACUUUGGGCAGCAUGGGUGGAACUUGCUGGAUUAGCAAAUGAAUAUGAAGCCUUAGACUCAUUACAACUGCCAAAACAUUGGAUGAUGUAUUUUUUUGCAGCUCAUGCAUUUGUUGAGUUGAAAUUGUCAGAACAGGCUUUAGAAGCAUAUAUUGGUUUGGCAAAUGCUGGAUUUAACAAAAGCACAUAUGUAACCGCACAAAUGGCAAUUGCACAUCAUGAUAGAAGAGAUGUUGAUUCAGCAUUAGCAUUAUUUGGUGAUCUCUACCAGAAUGAUCCAUACCGUCUUGAUAACUGGGAUGUUUACUCUCAUUUAUUGUAUUUGAAAGAGAAGCGCAUGGAACUAGCUAAAUUAGCCCAAAAAGCUGUAUCCAUUGAUAAAUAUAGAGUAGAAACAUGCUGUGUUAUUGGUAACUAUUACAGUCUGAGAAGUGAACAUCAAAAGGCAGUAGUGUACUUCCAAAGGGCCCUAUCUUUAGACCCACAGUAUCUCUCAGCUUGGAUACUAAUGGGGCAUGAGUUUAUUGAAUUGCAGAACUCUAAUGCUGCGAUUCAGUGCUACAGACAAGCAAUUGAUGUCAAUAGGAAUGACUACAGAGCGUGGAAUGGAUUAGGCCAAGCAUAUGAAAUUCUUGGUUUAAAUGGAUAUUGUAUAUAUUACUAUUCAAGAGCGGCACAACUGAAGCCUGAUGAUUCUAGAAUGUUGGUCUCCCUUGGCGAGGCUUAUGAGAAGAUGGAGAAGAUCCCGAAUGCUCUGAAAUGUUAUUACAAAGCUCAUAGUACCGGUGAUAUUGAAGGAAUGGCACUUUUUAAAUUGGCCAAAUUAUACGAGAAGUCGAACAUGCCGAACAGCGCGGCGGCGGCGUACACCGCGGCGUGCCAGGAGGCGGGCAACGCGGGCAGCAAGGAGCUGCCGGCGGCGCAGCGCUACCUCGCGCAGUACUACCUGCGCUUCGCACUGCUCGACCACGCCGCGCACUACGCAUACAAGUGCCUCGACCACGAGAAUACCAAAGAAGCCGGUAAGAAUAUAUUAAAAGCCAUAUCAGAGAAGCGAUUGGCAGCUUCGUCGUCUCAGUGCGCGAAUCUACCUGAAGAUUUACCGGAGGCCAUUAAAAAUAUAUCUACCUCUUCGAUAAGUCAUGACGCGUCGAAGACUCCGUUCCCCAGCCCCGACACCGCGCCAGAUAACUUCUCUACACCGAUGUACUCUAAGAAAACCAGCAAAUACAAAAUGUGACAUACAAGUGUAAGGAAAAGUAAAAUGUAAAAGUUCAAAACUCUGUGUUACAUGUUUCUGAAUGUAAAUUAAGCCUGUUCUCAUUAUUAUAGUGAAUUUUCAUUUAUACCUUAAAACAGUGGUCAGCAAACUUAAAUGUAAAACAUUAAUUAUUUAAAAAAAAAUGGGAAUCAAGCCCGCUACUUAGUAAACUUUUAUUACACCAAAUAAAUAGUUUACUAUACCUAAAUAUAAACAUAAUAAAUAUUUCUUAAUGCUAAUAAUGUGCUUGCAUCUCCUCGAAAACUUUAAGCAAGUCAGAGUAAUGCUUGAGAGCCUGUCACAUGCGACUCUGAAGUCGUGGUCGGCAAUCACUGCCUUAAAUGACCCUCAAAAGAAUUACAUUACGUUUUAAAACAUUUUUAAUUUCGCUGGAACGAAUGUAAAUGUAUAAAAUUGGUGAAUUAAAAUAAAUAUUCUAUG
Molecule: messenger RNA, 2406 nt
Organism: Papilio polytes (common Mormon)
Lineage: Eukaryota; Metazoa; Arthropoda; Insecta; Lepidoptera; Papilionidae
Gene: Cdc23
Product: cell division cycle protein 23 homolog
Exons: 7
Coding region: 160-1944 (594 amino acids)
Biological process (GO): cell division
Cellular component (GO): anaphase-promoting complex
Molecular function (GO): protein binding
Source: RefSeq, a predicted model, not a curated record